CUAUCUAUGCAAAUGCAAAACCACUAGCCUCUCACUAAACUCUCCAGGGGAUAUAAAUGACCCAGAACGGUUUGUGUUUGUCUCAGAUGAAGCGUGAAUUGCCACCACAGCAGAUCAAUCAUCCAUUCAUCCAGGUGGACAGAAAAGGAAGGAAAACUAAAGAUGGGGGUUUUGGCUUUUUUUGGUCUCAGCUUCCUAAUUGCUGCUCCUUUCUCGAGAGCUGCUGAGGCCUCCUGGUGCCACAUGGACUGGUUUCCAUAUGGUGGCUAUUGCUACAAACUCUUCAGCAAUAAAUUGACCUGGGCUGAGGCAGAGGUCGCCUGCCAAUAUUACUUCCCCUACGGUCACCUGGCCUCCAUCCACAGCAUCCAUCAAUCUGCCGUGCUGGCCGAGUACAUCAUGAAAUACCACAAAGAUGGAACUAGUGUCUGGAUUGGACUGCAUGAUCCCCUGAAGAACCGGCAGUGGCGGUGGACGGAUUGGUCUUCAAACAGAUACAAGAACUGGAAUGCGGGAGAGCCCAACAACAACAACAACAACGAGAACUGCGUUGAGCUUUGGGCUGACACAGGAUACUUGAAGUGGAACGAUGAGAACUGCAGAUCUGAUCGUCCAUACCUCUGCCAGUACAGACGCUAGGAUGGAGCCGCUGCUUCUCAUCACCUGAGAAGGCAGGAUCAGGAAGACACACCUUCCUUUAGAUAAAGGAAAGGGGAUAUUCCUGCAAGGACCCCAGCUCUACAUCCUUUUAUGAUCUCUCCUUGUUGAUUGGCUGUUGAUUUGCCUGCGCACGUCUCCUGGUUGUUGAUCAGAAAAUGUAACAUCCAAUAAACUUCAUCUUUAUCUCUUUG
Zootoca vivipara (common lizard) is the source of this 851-nucleotide messenger RNA. Its product is annotated as C-type lectin lectoxin-Thr1-like. The record is from RefSeq and is a predicted model, not a curated record. NCBI's taxonomy places the organism in Eukaryota, Metazoa, Chordata, Lepidosauria, Squamata, Lacertidae.